Molecule: messenger RNA, 1790 nt
Organism: Aphanomyces invadans
Lineage: Eukaryota; Oomycota; Saprolegniomycetes; Saprolegniales; Verrucalvaceae
Exons: 14
Coding region: 1-1767 (588 amino acids)
Source: RefSeq, a predicted model, not a curated record
AUGGAGUCGAUCAGUGAGGACGCGGUGGGCGAGAUGCAUGGAGGCGUACAGCCAAGCAACACGAAUACUGCGUCGAUCGACGUGGCGACGCCGCGGGGAGCAAAGCGGACUGCGAGCCACCGGCGCGUGCGGUCAAUCGUUGUCGGUGGCGCUGUCGAACUCAACAAAAUUAAGAAAGAGCAAGAGGUGGAGACGCUGCACAGCGAGUUGGAAAAGCAACACAAGGCGUUGGAAGCGUCGCAGGAAGAAGCGCAGCUCGCCGCACGAAUCGGUCAAUCGUUGCUCGUGCAAAACCAACAGCUCGACUACGAAAUGGAAUCGAAAUUGACUGCAUUGAAGCAUCGCAGCGAAGAAGCCGAUCAACAUGUCAAGAUGUUGGAGCAAAAACUGCACGACAUGACGUUGCUGCACCGAGAAAAGGACCUCCAUCACACACAACUCAUACGAGAAAACGACGCAUUGCUGUUCGACUUGUCGCAAGCCAAAGCCGCGAUCAAGCCAUUGAAGGACGAGUUGGCCAAGGCCAAGGACGAGGUCAACGUGCUCCAAGUCGCGACGGUCCGUCUACAAUCCGACACAACUGCGUUGGAAACGAGCAACGAGUCGUUCAAGAGGCAAUGUUGCAAGCUCGAGGCCGAGCGCGCAUUUCUCGUGGCGCAAGUGAGCGAUCUUCGCGACGUGUCGCGGGAGAACGACGUCCGCAUCCACCAGCUCACCGCGUCGCUGGCGGCGAUGACCCAAAAGUACGACGAGCUCCAAGACCAAUUCGACUUUCUCAGCGACAAGCACGCAGAAACCACGCAACAAUUGGAAGCUCUGACUAUCCAACAUCAACGAGUCCAAGAGGAAGCAGCGAUUGCAGCCCAGCACGUCGCAGUCCUUACGUCGGACGUUGACAGCAUGUCCGAACUCCUGGAGCAAGAGCGACAAAUGACCCAAGACGUGCUGCAACAACACAAUGAGCUUGUCGAAAGCAUUGCCAACGGAAACCCAUCGCCGCUGACGCCAAGCAGCCACCGCCGCCAACCCAGCGAGUUUUUCGUGUCGAACUCUCCAAGCAUGGCACGGUCCGAUUCUUCCGACCACCACACGAUAUCGUCGUCGCGGCAGCUACGCCAAAGCUCUAGCAUGGACGACCCUGAUCGUAAGCCAAGCGAGUUCGAUGUCGCCACCAUGCUGCAUCACGAGUCAGCUCAAGAAAAACGACGGGCCGAGGUGCUGAAGAGAGGAUCACUUUUCCAUGAACUGUCCAUUGAGCUCGAGAAGGAAUUUAUGAAGGCGAAGCAACGAUCGUGGGACCUCCUCACGCACACGUCGUGCACCAACUGCUCCGCCUUAUUGGAACGUGAGUCUGAGCUGACCCAACAGGUAGCUACCCUGACGCUGGAAGUGCAGCAUCUGCGCGAGAUUUCCGGACGAACGUCACCCGUGAAGGCCGUGGGGCGACGUGAAAGCACUUCAUGCACGACUUGCUCGCUGUUGAUGCAUCGGGAAGCCGAGCAGACCCAGCAUGUCGUCGCGCUGUCGCAAGAAGUGCACAGGUUGACCGCCCUCGUUGCGUCCAUGUCCGAGCCAUUGCCCGAAGAAAAUGUACUCAAAGAGUUUUUUGUGCUCACGGCUGCAGCCAUCAAGAUUGCAGGUGCCGGCAUCCACAACGAUCGAUGCAACAUUGCAAACGAGGCCUUGUUUGACCAAGCCAUGCUCGAAGACAUCACAUUCGAGAGAUUCCACGAUUGGAUUCAUGCUCGCCUUGAGUCUCCUCCGUAAGGUUCAUUCAUAUUCUUUCACCG